Messenger RNA from Brenthis ino (lesser marbled fritillary), 1431 nucleotides. The record is from the annotation of a GenBank genome assembly. NCBI's taxonomy places the organism in Eukaryota, Metazoa, Arthropoda, Insecta, Lepidoptera, Nymphalidae.
AUGGCGCUGUUAACGAAUUCGUCCGCAAGCGGGCCGACAGCGACGCCGGCUGCGCAGGCGCAUCAUUCUACGACGCCGUUACAUCACUACUUCCAUUAUCUGAAGCAACCAUCACCCCUAGCUCAAAACCCAUACGCACAUCACUCGAGUGCGCACCACAUGGGCAUGGGUCCCGGACCCUUGGGUGGUCUUGGCCCAUUCGGACUUACGCACCAUGGGCUGGAAGCAGUUGGUUUUCCGCAAGGUGUAAACCCUAGAAAGCAAAGACGUGAACGAACGACGUUCACUCGCGCGCAACUCGAUGUGUUAGAAGCGCUGUUCGGCAAAACAAGGUAUCCAGACAUCUUCAUGAGAGAAGAAGUAGCGUUGAAAAUUAACUUGCCAGAAUCUAGAGUACAGGUUUGGUUCAAGAACCGACGGGCAAAGUGUCGACAACAGUUGCAACAACAGUCCAACUCGCAGAUAUCUAGCAAGUCCUCGUCUAGUUCCAAAAGCAUAUCAUCGACUAACUCUAUCAAAAGUUCCUCAUCAUCAAAGAUCUCUACGUCCAAAAACCUAACAAACUCCUCCAAUUCCUUAACAACUACCCAGAACUCCUCGAGUAUCACCACCUCAUCCCCUAACCUUCCCACCCCUACUACUUCAGUCAGUCCCCCAAUAAAUGUUAUUUGCAAGAAAGAGGCAGCACCAUCUAAUUAUGAGUCGUCACCAUUAAACAAAAAUCUGUCAAUAUCACAUCACUAUAACUCCAAUGACGCUUUAAGAAUCAGCAAAGAUUCAGAUUCUAUAUCUAACGUCCACAAUUACGGCGUUACUCCAAAACAAGAGCUUUAUAACAGCCCGAAGCGAUUAGAUUAUUCCAGCAAAGUAGACUAUUCAGAGAAGUUUGGGAGUAAUCUUGUUAAAGACCAAUAUAGCUCUCGUUUAACGGGGAACUUGACUCCUUUAGGGUCCAACUCCUCAAUCAUGACGACUCCUUCUCCCCCCAUAACUCCUCAAAGUUUGAAUGGUCCAGGGAACGUAUACCAUCCAGAUAGCUACAACAGUUUUCAUUGGCCGGGGAGUUCAGACUAUAUAAGAAGUUAUUCCAGCUCUCAUCACCAUCAAGGAUAUGGACAGAGCGCGUACAAUUCGCCUUAUUAUCCUAGUCAGAUGGAAUACUUCAACGGUUCUUCGGUAAAUCAAACACACGGUCACUCACACAACUUAACCGCAAAUGGCAACCAGCUGUACAACCAAGUGUCAUUUAACAACCCUUCUCCCCCCUCCUGGCCUUCCCAUCCCAAUAUCCUUUCUUCCGGUCCAGAAUCCCCUGAAAAUCAACCACAGAACUCCCCCCACUUGAGCAUGCUUCAAGCAUCCCAAAUUACGAACUUUUCCAAUUCCGGAAAUAGUUACUUCGCGCCAGAAAAGUACGGAAUAAAUAUGGUG